Molecule: messenger RNA, 315 nt
Organism: Trypanosoma grayi
Lineage: Eukaryota; Euglenozoa; Kinetoplastea; Trypanosomatida; Trypanosomatidae
Exons: 1
Coding region: 1-315 (104 amino acids)
Source: RefSeq, a predicted model, not a curated record
AUGCUGCGUUCCCCAACCCGCACCAAAGCACGGAGGAGCCCCCUACGACAGGACAUUGGAACCCCGCCCUCUCUUUAUUGGCGGUGCUCUGAACUGGGGGGUUGCCCAACCACACUUCCAGGUUGGGGGUCAAGAUUUCUUUUAAAGCCCGCAAUGCCAACCGGACUGCGCGGGACUGGGCUUGCAUUUUAUGACGCAGGGGUGUUUUCCAACGACCCCCCGCGGUAUUUCAACAGAGUCGGGCAAACAAGGCGCACCCCACCUGCGCGUGGACGCAUCAUUUAUCAAUGUGUUCGUUGCCCCAUUCCGAGGUAA